AGCCGACAGCGGGGGCGGGCGGGGCCGUCCGGCUCCGCAGAGCGGCGCAGGCGCGCCAGGGCCGCGCCGAGGCGAGCCCCUCCUGCUCCCUGUCGGAGUCAAAAUGGCGACGGGGGGAACCUGGAGUGGUCCCGGAGCCUAAACCACUGACAGGAGAGGGAAGGGCGGCGGCGGCGGCGGCGGCGGCUGGAGGAGAAUGGCCGCGGGGGCUGGCGCCAGUGCGGGCGGCGGCGCUGGGGGCGGCGGCGGCGGAGGCGACGGCAGCGGUCCCAGCAGCAGUCGCGGCGGGAGGAGCCUCCGAGAAAUGGAUGAAAAGAGGCUGCUGGAUCCAGGGUUGAAGGUUCGUAAAGGCCUCUGGGAUUACCCUCUGAAGAACCAGCAGAUGGAAUGCCGGAGUAACUGAAGAAAAUGGGUGCUAAUGCAUCUAAUUAUCCUCAUUCAUGUUCCCCAAGGGUAGGGGGAAAUUCACAGGCCCAGCAGACUUUUAUAGGAACAUCUUCCUAUUCUCAGCAAGGCUAUGGUUGUGAGCCAAAGUUGUAUAGCCUUGACCAUGGCCAUGAGAAACCACAAGACAAAAAAAAGAGAACCUCUGGCCUUGCCACUCUCAAAAAGAAGUUUAUUAAACGCCGAAAAUCUAAUAGAUCGGCUGAUCACGCCAAGCAGAUGCGAGAACUCCUCUCUGGGUGGGAUGUUAGAGAUGUCAAUGCACUAGUGGAAGAAUAUGAGGGAACUUCAGCCUUAAAGGAGCUUUCUCUGCAAGCCAGUUUGGCUAGACCGGAAGCUCGGACACUGCAGAAGGACAUGGCUGACCUUUAUGAGUAUAAGUACUGUACUGACGUGGACUUAAUAUUUCAAGAAACUUGUUUUCCUGUUCAUCGUGCCAUUUUGGCAGCAAGGUGUCCAUUUUUUAAAACACUGCUUUCUUCUUCACCUGAGUAUGGGGCAGAGAUAAUUAUGGACAUCAGUACAGCUGGCAUUGAUAUGCCCAUGUUUUCUGCCUUGUUACACUACCUUUAUACAGGAGAAUUUGGAAUGGAGGACUCAAGAUUUCAGAAUGUCGAUAUUCUUGUUCAGCUUAGUGAAGAAUUUGGAACACCAAAUUCCCUUGAUGUAGAUAUGCGUGGACUCUUUGAUUACAUGUGUUAUUAUGAUGUUGUCCUUAGUUUUUCUUCAGAUUCUGAACUAGUUGAAGCUUUUGGUGGAAAUCAGAACUGUUUAGAUGAAGAGCUCAAAGCCCACAAGGCUAUUAUUUCUGCACGGUCCCCAUUUUUCCGAAAUUUAUUACAAAGGAGAAUACGGACUGGUGAAGAAAUCACAGACCGAACUUUGAGAACUCCCACAAGAAUUAUAUUAGAUGAGUCCAUUAUACCAAAAAAAUAUGCAAAAGUGAUAUUACACUGUAUGUAUACCGACAUGGUGGACCUCUCUGUUUUGCACUGUAGCCCCUCUGUGGGGAGUCUCAGUGAAGUUCAGGCUCUCGUCGCAGGGAAGCCAAACAUGACCAGGGCAGAAGAAGCCAUGGAACUUUACCACAUAGCACUGUUCUUGGAAUUUAACAUGCUUGCACAAGGCUGUGAGGAUAUCAUUGCUGAGAGCAUCUCAUUAGAUACCUUAAUUGCCAUCCUCAAGUGGAGCUCGCAUCCAUAUGGUUCUAAGUGGGUGCACCGACAAGCUUUGCAUUUCCUUUGUGAGGAAUUAUCCCAGGUGAUGACUUCGGAUGUUUUUUAUGAACUCAGCAAAGACCAUCUGCUUACUGCUAUCCAGUCUGACUACCUACAGGCAAGUGAACAAGAUAUCCUUAAAUAUCUGAUUAAAUGGGGUGAACAUCAGUUGAUGAAGAGAAUAGCAGACAGAGAGCCAAACUUACUGAGUGGCACUGCACAUAGUGUGAACAAAAGAGGUGUGAAGAGAAGAGACUUGGACAUAGAAGAACUUAGAGAGAUCCUUUCUUCUCUCUUGCCUUUUGUGCGAAUUGAACACAUCUUACCUAUAAACAGCGAGGUCUUAAGUGAUGCAAUGAAAAGAGGCUUGAUCAGUACACCUCCAUCCGAUAUGCUUCCUACAACAGAGGGGGGGAAGUCGAAUGCCUGGCUUCGGCAGAAAAAUGCUGGCAUAUAUGUUCGUCCUCGGCUGUUUUCUCCCUAUGUGGAAGAAGCGAAGUCAGUGCUGGAUGAGAUGAUGGUGGAGCAGACAGAUCUGGUGCGACUGCGAAUGGUGCGCAUGUCCAACGUCCCAGACACACUCUACAUGGUCAGCAAUGCCAUGCCCCAGUGCUGCCACAUGAUCAGCCACCAGCAGAUCAGCAGUAACCAGUCGAGCCCUCCAUCAGUUGUAGCCAAUGAAAUCCCAGUUCCUCGUCUCCUCAUUAUGAAGGAUAUGGUGAGGCGCCUGCAGGAACUGCGGCACACAGAGCAGGUACAGAGAGCCUAUGCACUGAACUGUGGGGAAGGUGCCACCGUCAGCUAUGAAAUCCAGAUCCGAGUGCUCAGAGAGUUUGGUCUGGCAGAUGCCGCUGCAGAGCUCCUGCAGAAUCCUCACAAGUUCUUUCCUGAUGAACGAUUUGGAGAUGAAAGUCCGCUCUUAACAAUGAGGCAGCCUGGGAGAUGCCGUGUCAACAGUACCCCUACUGCAGAAACCAUGUUUACAGACCUGGACUCUUUCGUGGCCUUCCAUCCACCUUUACCCCCUCCUCCCCCUCCAUACCACCCUCCAGCUACCCCAAUCCAUAACCAGCUCAAGACAGGCUGGAAACAAAGGCCUCCCAGUCAUCACCCUUCCCGUUCAUUUUCUUACCCCUGCAAUCAUUCACUGUUUCACUCUAGAACAGUUCCUAAGCCUGGCCCUCCCCCAGUCUAUGCAGGGGUUAAAGUAGCACCUCCUGACUGUACCAACACCACAGGCCUGGGGAGACAGACGGUCGCUGCUGCAGCUGCAGCUGCCGCCGCCUCAGCAGCAAUAAUAUCUGAGAAGCAAGUGUGUCCACAGCCUGUGCUGAAUGAUCUGAUGCCAGAUAUCGCCAUGGGGGUGUCUACACUGUCACUCAAGGACAGGAGGCUCCCAGAGCUUGCUGCAGACACAGAAUUAUGCCAUACAGUUUCUGAAGCAGGAACAGGGCCUCCCCAGCAUCUCUCAUGUAUUCCACAGAGACAUACACACACAUCUCGGAAAAAACACACACUAGAGCAGAAACCAGAUGGUAGAGAAAAUCAGCAGGAAUACCCAGACCUCUAUGACUUCUCAAAUGCUGCCUGCAGACCUUCCACUCCUGCUCCUGGCAGACGUUCUCCUUCCCCUUCUCAUGGUAGAUACUUUGGUCCAGACUUGUACAGCCACAAUAAGGCAUCACCAAAUGGCUUAAAGUCAGCUUACCUUCCUGGUCAGACCUCUCCUAAAAAGCAGGAAGAUACUAGGAGAGAAUAUCCACUUUCUCCCGAUGGGCAUCUACACAAGCAGAAGAAUGAGCCAAUACGUCUGGAUGUUGUUGAGCAGCCUCCCCAGAGGUCAGACUUUCCUUCGGCAGCCUCAGAAAAUACUAGUAAUGGUCCAGCCCAUGUCAGGGCACGAACUGCAGUAGAAACUGACUUGACUUUUGGGCUGACACCUAACAGACCUCCUUCCCAUUCUGCAUGUAGCUCUGAAGUUCUCGAAGAGCGAUCCAGUAGAAGACUGACAGACAGCGAAUCCCUUGGCCACGGAGCUCAGAGAAGUGCAGAUCUGGAAAGGGACGAUUCCAUUAGCAGAGGAAGGAGGUCGCCAAGCAAGCCAGACUUCCUCUACAAAAAGUCUGCCCUCUGAAGUAGCUUCCGAGUCUGUGCCUGAGAUGUGAAACAUCCUGUCUUAUGAUGUAACCCAACAACUUACUGACCAGUUUAUCGAUGCCAGCUCCGUUUCACAUUUUAUCUAGCUUUUGUGUGUAUAUAUGUUUAUUAUACAUGGCAUGCUAAGAGGGUUGUUUUGAAUGCUGCAUCUGUCUUUUGUGUUUAACAGUUGUGUGGGGAACAUCCUGAAGAGCAAGCAAGCUGGCACUUUCUCUCCUUUACAGAUGACUAACUUUUUGCACUUGUACAUUUUAUUUGUAUUGAUUUUAUAACAGUGUGUUAAACUUUAUUGCUACAUUUAAAGGACUGUAUUUUCAUACUUUUUGCAUUUUACGUAUCAUCUACCAGUUUCCAUGUGCAUUGGGUUGCACACUAAGAUGUAUUUUCUUACAAAAUUUUUGUUUAUUUUUUAAUUAUAGAAAUUCCAAAGAACAGCACAUCAAACGCUCCUCUCUUUUUUGGUGAUUGUUUCAGUUCAGAACUCUUCCUGCUCAGUCUCCAUAAAUCUGAUGUCAUUCUUUUUUGUAAGCCAGUCUUCAUUCCCCUCAGCAGAAGUCCAGGUCUCCAUGGUUUUUUGAUUCAGUAAAGAACAGGAAGGAGGAAAGCCUUGGUGUCCAGCAGUGGCUGCUGUGUACUUAGAGUGUGGGUUUUGUUGGAUCCCUGUAGAUUCUGGAGUAGAGUUACACUCACUCACAAGACUUAAGGAAAUUAGACUUUCACAUUAUGGAAACCGUAAAGCUGGGCUUGGUGUGGAUGUGCACAGCUGGAUUCCCAGCACAUAGUGGGUGGAGACAACCAGUCAGAAGUUCAAAGUCAUUUUAGGCUACAUAGUAAAUUCAAAGUUAGGCUGGGUUUGUGAGCCCUGCCUCAAAAAAACAAAAACAAAAACAAAAAAAACAAAAUGAAACAAACAAUAGCAAAGAUGGUGAUAUCACACACAAGGCACACUGAUGGGGUGCCUGGCUGUGCAUGUGAUUUGCCAUACUGGGGGAAAUGACUGCCUUUAGUUGUCUUGCAUUUGGGGGUUGGGGGGACAAAAACAAAAGGGCUCCAGUCUUAUGUAUGUCAUUUGGUAUUUGUAAUCAUGUAUUUUUUCUUAAUAUUAUCAAGUAUGUCUGGAUUUUGGUAUCUUCUACAAAGUGCUU
Mastomys coucha (southern multimammate mouse) is the source of this 4963-nucleotide messenger RNA. It is a transcript of the gene Btbd7, whose product is annotated as BTB domain containing 7. Gene Ontology annotation, molecular function: protein binding. Lineage: Eukaryota; Metazoa; Chordata; Mammalia; Rodentia; Muridae. Gene Ontology annotation, biological process: regulation of branching involved in salivary gland morphogenesis; morphogenesis of a branching epithelium. The record is from RefSeq and is a predicted model, not a curated record. The coding region runs from base 409 to 3795 and encodes 1128 amino acids. The transcript has 11 exons.